AUGAAGAUUGUCAAGCACGUUGAUUCGGAGAUGUACGCUGGUCUGAACGAUGUUGCAGGCGAAACUUGUCAGGGCCUUCUGACUGGCCUGGUGUCAACUGAGGAGCGACGCCUUGAAAUAACAAAUUGCUUUCCAACUGCUCGAGCCGAACCGGUACUUGAUGGGGACGAGAUUGGACAAACCAGUGCAGUUUAUGAGGAGCAGAAGCAGUCAGAGAUGUUGGAUAUGCUGCGAAAAUUUAGAAAUAUGAACAUCGACUAUGAGCUUGUCGGAUUUUACCAGGCACAUCCAUUCGGUGCUUGUUUUGCCCAAGAAAUGAUCGAUUCACUGAUUGACUAUCAAGCCAGUGUGCCUGAUGGAGUAGUGCUCAUUUAUGAUCCAGUGAAAACUCGUCAAGGACAGUUAAGCAUACGAGCAUAUCGUUUGUCAGCGAAAGCUUUAGAAAUGAGUUUGGAUGGCGACUGGUCACCGGAGAGUACGCGAACAGCUGGGCUAAAUUACGAGAAUAUGCUGGAGGAAUUGCCUGUCGUUAUCAAGAACAGCCAUUUGGUGAAUGUAAUGCUCGCCGAGUUGGCAUUGGAUGGUGGCCGCGUUGCAACACAGCAUCUCUCUUCCCAUCUUGAACUCGGGACUGGAAGGCGAAUUUUUUUUUUUAAUUUGUUUAAGUGUCGUAUGACUUUUCGAGGACUCAGGAAGUCGCUGGAGAAAUGUCUCAGAUCGUUAAUGAGUAAUGUGGAUGAUCUGAAUAGGACAGUUAUGGCAUAUACGAAAUAUGUGGCUGACAAGCAGCGUCAUGAUUUAACAGUAUACAAUGCUAUGCAGAAAAGACAAGCAGAAAAUGAGCAACGAGAAGCUCGUGGGGAGCCUCCACUGUCGUUUGAUGACAUCAAAAAGAUGAAGCCGCCACAGCUAGCUGCAAAAAGUGGAAUGCUGGAAAGCUUUUUAUGUUCAUCAGAUGCAAAUGCUCAUGCCGAUUAUGCUGCUGAGGUUACUGGUGAAAAUAUUGCAAAAUUGUUUCUGGCGGAAGCAGUAGCCGGCUCUCAUCGAUAG
Gongylonema pulchrum is the source of this 1050-nucleotide messenger RNA. NCBI's taxonomy places the organism in Eukaryota, Metazoa, Nematoda, Chromadorea, Rhabditida, Gongylonematidae. The record is from the annotation of a GenBank genome assembly.